GAUUUUUUCUUCCCUCCCUCCAGGGUGGAAGGUUAGCAGAAGAGCGGUUCUUUCUUUUCUGCUUAGGUCCCAGUGGCUGCUGUCGAAAUGGGCAAGUUUAUGAAACCUGGAAAGGUGGUGCUGGUGCUGGCCGGAUGCUACUCCGGACACAAAGCCAUCAUCGUGAAGAACAUUGAUGAUGGCACCUCAGACCGCCCCUACAGCCAUGCUCUGGUGGCUGGAAUUGACCGCUAUCCCCGAAAAGUGACAGCUGCCAUGGGCAAGAAGAAAAUUGCUAAGAGGGCAAAGAUCAAAUCCUUUGUGAAAGUUUAUAGCUACAAUCAUCUCACGCCCACAAGGUACUCUGUGGAUAUCCCCUUGGACAAAACUGUUGUCAACAAAGAUGUCUUCAGAGACCCUGCUCUGAAACGCAAGGCCCGACGGGAAGCCAAGGUCAAGUUCGAACAGAGCCUGCUGCUUGGAAUGUGGGUGGGAUGGCUGCAUUCCACUUGGGAUGAAGAAGACAAAGGCCACACACCCCAGGGAUGGCAGAGCAAAUGCCUGGAUAUAACCUGAUCCUAAGGACGUCAGGCAGCAGCCCCCACAUAAGAAC
Molecule: messenger RNA, 592 nt
Organism: Hipposideros armiger (great roundleaf bat)
Lineage: Eukaryota; Metazoa; Chordata; Mammalia; Chiroptera; Hipposideridae
Product: 60S ribosomal protein L27-like
Exons: 2
Coding region: 88-555 (155 amino acids)
Biological process (GO): translation
Cellular component (GO): ribosome
Molecular function (GO): structural constituent of ribosome
Source: RefSeq, a predicted model, not a curated record